GAGAACCGCACUGGUGUCCUGUAUGCCAGUGUGGAGCCAGCAUGUAACAUCCACACUCAGGCUGUUAAAGUGAGCUGUAGCAGGUGGGAUCGGUGGAACCAGUUACUCUGUUCCUCUCUUUCUCUCUUUCCUUUUUUUUCUGUCUUUCUCUCUCUCUCUCACUCAUUCACUCUUCAUUGCUCCUCAUCUUUCCGUCCACUUUCAUUCAUUUCUGUGUAUGGGCGAGGAGGGCUAGCAUGGACUCUUUAGGUCUUUUUCUCCCUCUCAUGCUUCUGUGUUGCCAAUGGACAGCUGUCCCAGCUGCUGAGGAAAUUUACUGGACCUACACUGGCUUGGUGGGUCAGUCUGAGUGGUCAGAGUAUUUCCCUGACUGUGGAGGCACUUCCCAGUCCCCUGUUGACGUGGUAACCACCCAGACCAAAUAUGACCCCAGUCUGAAACCUGUGACCCCACUGGGCUACAGCCAGCACGGCAACAACCCCUUUACCAUUUACAAUAAUGGACACACAGUGGUGAUUGAGCUGCCAGACUGGAUGGGCCUGGGGGGGCUGCCGUGGCUCUUCACAGCCGUACAGAUGCAUCUCCACUGGGGCAGCGGCGGUCCGAGUCAUGGAGGCAGUGAACACACCAUCAAUGGACUGAGUGCAGAUGCAGAGCUCCAUGUGGUGCACUACAACUCAGAGCUCUACACCGACCUGUCUGCGGCCAUGACACAGAGGAAUGGCCUUGCUGUCCUGGGGAUUCUCAUUGAGACAGGUGAGGAGGCCAACCCGGCUUUUGACAACAUCCUCAAUUACCUGAGCCGUGUUCGACAUGCAGACCAGAAAGUUUCCAUCCCAGCUUUUGACAUCCAGCUGCUGCUCCCUGAGGAUUUGGGUCGCUACUAUCGCUACAACGGCUCCCUCACCACCCCGCCCUGCCACCAGAGCGUUUUGUGGACACUCUUCCACCAGAGGGUUCAAAUCUCAAAGGCACAGCUGCUGAAGCUGGAGACGGUGCUUUACUCCAGCAAGGCUCAGGAUCCGGACAGAAUGCUGCUGCAGGACAACUACCGCGCAACGCAGCCGCUCAACCACCGAGUCGUCUUCUCUUCCUUCACCGCAGAAUCAGGGAAGGAGUUGACUUCUGGUGAAGUCACUGCUAUAGUGAUCGGAGUCAUGUGCGGCUGUGUGGGUCUGGCAGUCAUCACUCGCUUCAUUGUGAAGACGAUACGAUUUUUUACACUCCUCCGCAAUGAAACAGUCGUGGUAAACAGCUCUACCUCUAGCUGGGACGUCCUACCCAGUAACCGGCCUGCUCCCAUGCCAAGGACGAAGGAGGAAGAGAAAGACAAAGAGCAGAAGCAGGAUGUGGCUCUCAAUUCCACCUCGGACGCAGGACAGAAAGAAGAGCCAUCGCCGUCUCCUCAGACUGAACCCUAGCUCAUCGGAGACCCUUCGUGGUCCGUCUCAGAGCCAUAGUCAUACAGGCCUUGCCCAGACACUUGCACACACAUGCUUCCUCCCUCCUGUCGCUGGCGCUAUCACUGAUCUAUGUCUUCUUAGAGGUCUGAAAGCAAGGCAGCACAUCCACUGAUCAGUCACAACAAGUGGCAGGGAAAGCCAGUUUGUGAAGACUGAAGGGAGGAAGGGAACUAGAAACAGGGUUGUCCACCUGUGCUGCCCUGCCUACUUGUACUACUGUCUUGAUUUUUUUUUUUUUUUUUUUUUUUUUUUUCAACUUGAGUCAUGUUGGCACUUGGUACCAGACAUAUCCUAAGUUUGCACAAGGAGAGCUUGGUGUAAAUAUAGCCGUUCUCUGGCUCUGAAUCCUGUGUUUGCCUGUGCUUGCCUGUGCAAUGCCUUGGAUGCAUGAAAUGUGUUGUAAAUACUUGUGGAAAUAUUUUGUUUCUGCCACGUUUUGCUACUAUUUUAUCUUGCCUUGAAAUCAACACUGUAUGAAAUGGUAUAUUUUUUUGAAUUAUUUUCCAGAGAAACGUUAUUAUUUUCUAUUCAGAACGGAAGUACAUUGGCAUGAAAACACAGUAAUCAAUUGGGAGGCCUAGAUGGAUGUGAUAUACAGUAAUAAUGUAGUUUGUAUACGCAAAAACACGGCCCUGCGCUCAAAUCAAUAUAUUACACACAUACUGUCACUGGCGGUGCUGUAUUUCUGUUCAGUAAGAUGAUUUGGUCCCAUAUUUCUUUCAGUCAGCUCUGUAUACGUGUUCAAAUUCUGCUGUAAAUAGCUCCUCAAUGUGUACGACACAGUAAAAGUCUUGAAAGUCA
Myripristis murdjan (pinecone soldierfish) is the source of this 2264-nucleotide messenger RNA. RefSeq names its product carbonic anhydrase XIV (gene ca14). The coding region runs from base 237 to 1421 and encodes 394 amino acids. The transcript has 13 exons. The record is from RefSeq and is a predicted model, not a curated record. Gene Ontology annotation, cellular component: plasma membrane. Gene Ontology annotation, molecular function: zinc ion binding; carbonate dehydratase activity. NCBI's taxonomy places the organism in Eukaryota, Metazoa, Chordata, Actinopteri, Holocentriformes, Holocentridae.